Molecule: messenger RNA, 702 nt
Organism: Glycine soja
Lineage: Eukaryota; Viridiplantae; Streptophyta; Magnoliopsida; Fabales; Fabaceae
Exons: 1
Coding region: 1-702 (233 amino acids)
Molecular function (GO): nucleic acid binding; RNA-DNA hybrid ribonuclease activity
Source: RefSeq, a predicted model, not a curated record
AUGGAUCCCGUCAAGUACAUCUUUGAAAAACCUGCUCUCAUUAGGAGGAUAGCUCGGUGGCAGGUUCUGUUAUCAGAAUUCAAUAUUGUUUGCGUCACUCAAAAGGCAAUAAAGGGGAGUGCCUCGGCAGAUUAUCUAGCUCAACAACCCAUAAGUGAUUAUCAGCCUAUGCAUCCAGAAUUUCCUAAUGAGCAUAUUAUGGCUUUGUUUGAAGAGGAGGUUGAAGAUGAGGACAUGGAUAAAUGGAUCGUGUGGUUUGAUGGUGCAUCUAAUGCACUAGGCCACGGGAUUGGGGCAGUACAGGUUUCCCCGGACAAGGAAUAUAUAUCUUUCAUGGCUAGGUUGUGUUUCAACUGCACAAACAAUAUAGCGGAGUACGAGGCAUGUGCCCUUGGGAUCCGAGCAACGAUCGACUUUAGGGUCAAGUUACUCAAGGUAUACGGGGACUCAACAUUGGUAAUUCAUCAGUUGAAAGGUGAAUGGGAGACUAGAGACCACAAAUUGGUGCCUUACCAGGCUUACAUCAGGAAAUUGAUGGAACUCUUUGAUGACAUAUCAUUUCAUCACAUUCCUAGAGAAGAAAAUCAGAUGGUCGACGCCCUUGCCAUUCUAUCGUCCAUGUUCAAAGUGAGCCCGCACGGAGAUUUGUCGUACGUUGAAUUCAGAUGUCGUGUUGAGCCUGCACAUUGUUGUUUGAUAUAA